AUGGCCAGCACUUCCACGAACAGCCAAAACAUUGUCCGAAAAUGCCGGCGGUGCGGAAAGUUAGUAGAAGCUGAUGACAUCUUCUACCCUUUAGCCUGUGACUCUUGCUGGAACUUUUUUGACCCCGAGACCUUCAUUCUUCCAUAUACCAAUUUCCGGGACUCGAUGGAAGAUCUCAACAAUUGGGAGGGGAUGAACCCCAAAGAGAUGCUUAGGCAAUUACGACAGAACGCACAGGACACUCAGCCGACAGCCUCCACCUCUAGGGUUCCAGUCCUCCCUUACCGCGACCCGCUGGAGCCACUGACCCAGGGUUGGGAUCCUAUUCUGUAUUACUUUCCUAAUGGUGUCGUCGGACCCAUGAAGGAG
Messenger RNA from Acaulospora colombiana, 369 nucleotides. Lineage: Eukaryota; Fungi; Glomeromycota; Glomeromycetes; Diversisporales; Acaulosporaceae. The record is from the annotation of a GenBank genome assembly.